AUGUUUUCGGUGAAACCAGCCGGUUUUCCAGCAGAAAACCAGGGCCUCUUUGACGUCUUGGGUGACAUUCUUCAGCAAGCCAUGGAGUCUCCGGGCCCCUGGCGCCAGUGGGAGUCAGCUUCCAGGUCGCAGGCUGACAACGGAGAGAUCUUGCCGUUCUUAUUGGCCUUUUCCGAGGCAGCCUCCAAGCUGAAGGUUCCAGAACUGGUGGCCCUGAAGUCUCUGGUGGCCGCAGGGCGCGGCUGGAGAUCUGUGCUCUUGGAAGAACCCACUCCGGACAGCUUACACCUGCCAUGCCUGCGCUUGUUGGAUGCCUUGAUGGCAAGUCCAGAGCUUUUUGCCAUGGCACACCAAGCGGAAUCCCAGGAGAACGUCCUCUUGGCCGCCGCAGAUCUCUUAGUUCUUCCCUCGGUGGCUGAAGACGAACGCGAUACCUUGGAGAAGCAAAAGUGUCGAGUCGCAGCCUUGAAGCUCUUCAGCCGCUGCUGCGCUACUGCCAGUUUGGACUUCGUCUUGCAGCUGCGAGCGGAAGAGGGCAUGGAUACCGUGCUCCAAAGCUUAGUCCUGCUAUGCCACCACGAGUUGCUGUGUCUCUUGAUGUACGGCAACCCCUGGCGCAACGAAGAUCUCGAAGAGUCCAGGAAGCACCGGCUGCAGGCCGUGGACACGUCCCUCUUCCUCCUAGCGAGCCUUGCGUGGCAACUCUCUCCAUUGAAAGAUGGCCUGGAAACAGAGAAAUGGACCAUAGAAGGUCGGGUACCACGUGAGGCGCAGUUCGGCAGGCGGGGAUGGCCGAUGGGCCGAUGGGCCGAUGGGGAUGGCCUGGGGAAUGGGAAGGGGAUUUGCUAUGGAAAAUCACCAUUUUUUCGAGGUAAAUCAACGAUUUCCAUGGCCAAUUUCGAUAGCAAACUGUUAAAUUACCAGAGGGUACCCCAUGCAUUGAACAUAAUUGAGAAUGAUGAUGAUUAUAGUGGUUUGUUCAGGUGGGGUUAUUGGUAUUUGUGGGAGAAGAAGUGUUGGGCAUGGAAUUCUAAUACAGUGGAUUUCGUGCGAUACCCAUUUGUGGCCAUCAUCAACAGUGGAUUUUUUCCUAUGGCAAACAGUAGAGAAAUUGCAGAUCUCUCCAAUAAUUUCGCAUGGCAACGGAAAAUGCUAUUUGAAAUUGUAGAACCGUUUGCAAUGAGGGGAUUUCCAUAUUUUCAUUUCUAUCUUUGUUUGCCUUUCUCAAGAGAAUCAGAAAUCCUUUCUAGAAUUCCACUUGAGGAUUUUGUGGACGAAGCUUUGACCUCAGCGUCUCCGUUUCCCAAAGCGCAGGACCCAAGUGCUGCUGCCAUCCAUUGUGGACAUGGUCUUUGA
This is a messenger RNA of Cladocopium goreaui, 1356 nucleotides long. The record is from the annotation of a GenBank genome assembly. Lineage: Eukaryota; Dinophyceae; Suessiales; Symbiodiniaceae.